Molecule: messenger RNA, 1311 nt
Organism: Phragmites australis (common reed)
Lineage: Eukaryota; Viridiplantae; Streptophyta; Magnoliopsida; Poales; Poaceae
Product: probable glycosyltransferase At5g03795
Exons: 4
Coding region: 1-1254 (417 amino acids)
Molecular function (GO): glycosyltransferase activity
Source: RefSeq, a predicted model, not a curated record
AUGGCGCCGGAGGAGGCGCUGCGGUACGCCAAGAAGGAGAUACGGGACGCCGAGCCGGUGGUCGACGACCCCGACCUUUACGCGCCUCUCUUCAAAAACGUCUCCCAGUUUAAGAGGAGCUAUGAACUGAUGGAACGGAUACUCAAAGUUUACAUUUACCAGGACGGCCGGAGGCCCAUCUUCCACACCCCUCCCCUCAGCGGCAUCUACGCCUCCGAGGGCUGGUUCAUGAAGCUCCUCAAGGAGAGCCGCCGCUUCGUCGUCACCGAUGCCAGCAAGGCGCACCUCUUCUACCUGCCCUACAGCUCUCAGCAACUGAGGCUCACGCUCUACGUGGCCGACUCACACAAUCUCAGGCCGCUGGCCGUGUACCUGAGAAACUUUGUCAGAGGCCUCGCCAACAAGUACCCGUUCUGGAAUCGCACCAGAGGCGCUGAUCAUUUCCUUGUCGCCUGCCAUGAUUGGGGGCCUUACACGACAACGGCGCACGGCGACCUCCGGAGGAACACCAUCAAGGCGCUGUGCAACGCCGAUAGCUCAGAGGGGAUCUUUACCCCCGGGAAGGACGUCUCCCUGCCGGAAACGACCAUCCGGACGCCGAAGCGUCCCCUCCGGUACGUCGGCGGGCUGCCGGUCUCCCGCCGGGGCAUCCUGGCCUUCUUCGCUGGCAACGUGCACGGCAGGGUCCGACCGGUGCUCCUCAAGCACUGGGGGAAUGGGCAGGACGACGACAUGAGGGUGUACGGGCUGCUGCCAAACAGGGUGUCCCGGCGGAUGAACUACAUCCAGCACAUGAAGAACAGCCGGUUCUGCCUGUGCCCCAUGGGGUACGAGGUGAACAGCCCCCGGAUCGUGGAGGCGUUCUACUACGAGUGCGUGCCGGUGAUCAUCGCCGACAACUUUGUGCUGCCCUUCAGCGAGGUGCUGGACUGGAGCGCCUUCUCGGUGGUCGUCGCCGAGAAGGACAUACCAGACCUGAAGAAGAUCCUGCAGGGGAUCUCGCUCCGGAGGUACGUGGCGAUGCACAACUGCGUGAAGCGGCUGCAGAGGCAUUUCCUGUGGCACGCCAGGCCGAUCAAGUAUGACCUCUUCUACAUGAUCCUGCACUCCAUUUGGUGGAGUAGAAAAAAUAAAGAUGUGUCUGCCUUUGAGGACUUAAACCCCAACUCUUGUAGUUUAGUGCUCAGCCUUGAAUACCAUGCUCUAGGGGCCUGCUUCAGUCCAUAUAACGCCUUAUCUAAUUUGCAAACAUAAUUAAGUAAGGAGGAUUUUUCAUACCCUGGAGGUUGUCUCAUAUACACUUUCUCUUCU